AUGGUUGUGCUCCGAAAUCGUUCUUUGUCUACUACAGCCACAAGAUCAUCCACCCCACCCGCCCGAGCCCCAGGUCGCAAAAGUACCCGUGUCAACAUUUCUAAACAGGAUGGAAGUGAUGAUGAAAUCCUUGAGUGUAUUGUUGUACGCUCUUCGCUUCCUUCCCAGCUUAUAACAUCAAAAUCCGAGAGAUUGAAUCGCGUUGGAGUUCAUAAGUCUGUAAAGUCAACUUCAAGUUUCAAGUCUGCGUCCUUGAACACUCCAGUUUCGAGGUCCUCCUCUCCAUCUGUUCGAGAGACCCACACAGAUUCCGACGUCGAAGAAUCUCUCAUGGCCCUUCACGGUAGCUCAAGGAAAAAGGCAGUCAAAAGAAAAUAUAUAACACAGUCAACACCAGAUCAUAACCUUUCAGGACCUGAAACGCCACAGAGUAUAGCUCAGGCACUCCCUGAGAGCCCUCCAUCUUCUAUAUUUGAUAGCUCGUCUGAGCAAUUAUCUGCACCUAUUCUCAAGCCUUGCAAGGCCCCUUGGAAUGUUCCAGCUUUUUCAGAGAGUUACAAGAGCCUUGCCUCACCUUUAUCUCUUGAGCAUCGGCAAGUUCUUAACAACAAUCACGUAGUAGAUGAGGUUUCGUAUAUACCGACCAGUCGAAGGCAUUUCACUCGGAAGCUCUCAGCGCCUAUGAUUAGUCUGAGUAAUAGCGCAAGGCCUGUCUCAUCAAACGCCAACCAGCAGUCGCGUAAAUGUAUGGGCCGAGUUCAACAACACUCUGAUCGUGUUGUAGUCCCAAAAGAUAAAUCACCAACUCAGGAUGCCUUUCGUAAGGACUCUAUCAGUAGUGGAAUGAAUACCUCGAUCAUCGUAACGGAUUUAGUGCAGGGUUCCAAUGCAACUGAGUUGCUUCCAGCACCUAGCCGUAGGCCCCUUUCUAAUACGGGUGGAAUUACCGCUCCUAGUAGCACAAGGUUCUUAAGAGAGCGAAGGAAUGUGACCCAUCGAUCUCUUGAGGUUUCUGCAAAAAAGGCUCGAAGAUCCAAGAAAGUUGUUUUCCAAAAUAGUGGCUCAGAUGAGAUUUUGGAAUCAAUAUUCUUGAAACCACUUACAGCUUCGAUUCAUAAAGAAACGGGGUGCAAGCAGCAGAGUACUGAUACCCAAACGCCUGCAACCUCAACCGUGAGCCCACAACCUCUAGACCCUGAGCAAGGAUAUCAGUUAUCAAAGCCUGAUAUCUUUGCUUCUGUUCUACCAACUGCUGUGCUAUCAAAGUCUGGGCCAGAGCUAUCUCAUGACCCUCAACUUUGCAGCGAGAAAGACGAGAGUGAUGCGUAUGUGGAAACACUUUUACUUAUGAGUGGUCUUUCACCAGAAGCAGUGAAUGAUAUGAUGUCUCAAAGACAAACACAUCGUGUGGUGUGUUAA
Molecule: messenger RNA, 1419 nt
Organism: Morchella sextelata
Lineage: Eukaryota; Fungi; Ascomycota; Pezizomycetes; Pezizales; Morchellaceae
Exons: 3
Coding region: 1-1419 (472 amino acids)
Source: RefSeq, a predicted model, not a curated record